AGGUGCCUGUGCUUAUCGCAGUUAUCGAUGGCGUGCUCGGUUCCUCCAGGCCGAACUCGGCCCAUAAUGAAGCAACUCAUGGAGCCAUAACAUUAGCUGUUCGAUCAUUGCUUGUCUUCUCCAAUCUCUGUUGUCCCUGUCCCUGUACCGUAUAUAUUUUCAUUUCGUCCCUUUUCUUCUUACACUCCGCUCUUUGGCUAAUCCCUCCAAAAAAGAAACGCACCCUCGCUCCACUCCUUCCUUUUACAAAGCCAAGCACAAUGUCGGGGCAGAGAUUUGAAACUCUUCAAUUGCAUGCGGGCCAGGAACCUGACCCCGCCACCAGGUCCAGAGCGGUGCCCAUCUAUGCCACCACAUCAUACGUCUUCAAUGACUCCGCCCACGGCGCCCGGCUCUUCGGGCUCAAGGAAUUUGGCAACAUCUACAGCCGUAUCAUGAACCCUACUGUCGAUGUUUUCGAGAAGCGUAUUGCGGCCCUUGAAGGUGGUGUUGCUGCUGUCGCCGCCUCCUCCGGCCAGUCCGCCCAAUUUAUGGCCAUUGCUGCUCUUGCUCACGCUGGAGACAACAUUGUCUCGACGUCGAACCUCUAUGGCGGUACCUACAACCAGCUCAAGGUCUUCUGCCCUCGCCUUGGCAUCCAGACAAAGUUCAUCAAUGGCGACAAGCCCGAGGAUUUCAAGGCGGCGAUUGAUGAGAAGACGAAGGCUGUCUACAUUGAGAGUAUUGGCAACCCCAGAUACAAUGUGCCUGAUUUUGAGGCAAUCGCCAAGGUUGCCCACGAGGCCGGUGUUCCCGUCCUGGUUGACAACACCUUCGGAGCUGGCGGCUACUUCUGCCGCCCCAUUGACCACGGCGCUGACAUCGUCGUUCACUCCGCCACCAAGUGGAUUGGAGGACACGGCACCACCAUUGGUGGUAUCGUCGUUGACUCUGGAAAAUUCGACUGGGGCAAGAACGCCAAGCGUUUCCCUCAAUUCGUUGAGCCCGCCGAGGGCUACCAUGGCCUAAAGUUCUGGGAGACUUUUGGUCCCCUGGCCUUUGCCAUUCGUGUCCGAGUUGAGAUCCUCCGAGACCUUGGAACAGCUCUCAACCCCUUCGCUGCCCAGCAGCUGCUUCUCGGUAUUGAGACUUUGAGCUUGCGCGCCGAGAGACACGCUCAGAAUGCACUCCAGCUUGCUAGAUGGCUUGAGAAGAACCCUCACGUCGCGUGGGUUUCAUACCCUGGUCUUGAGAGCCACGCCUCGCACGAGCUGGCUAAGAAGUACCUCCCGCGUGGAUUUGGUGGUGUCCUUUCUUUUGGUGUCAAGGGCGGCGGCGCUGCUGGCAGCCAGGUCGUCGACAACCUCAAGUUGGUCUCCAACUUGGCCAAUGUUGGCGACUCGAAGACUCUUGCUAUUCACCCUUGGUCUACCACACAUGAGCAGUUGAGCGACCAGGAGAAGCUCGACUCUGGCGUCACCGAAGAUCUUAUCCGUAUCUCCGUUGGCACAGAGCACAUUGACGAUAUCAUUGGUGACUUUGAGCAGGCUUUUGACGUCAGCAAGGCCGCCAAGACUGAUGCUCCGGCCGAGGCCGGAAACGCUGAGAAGACUGGCAGCACGGAAGGUGACGCCAAGCUUGUUGUCUAGACUUUAUGAUUUUACGAUAUCCUUGAAAAGUUAUUUACGAAAUGUACAGAUUGAUUUUAUGCAGAGCAGUGAUUCAUGUCAGAAUCCUUUUAUUUUGAAUGGGAGUCGCGAAAACGGUAGUCCUGUAUACCUCUUGCGCUUUUGAAUACUGAAGACUGCAC
Messenger RNA from Xylona heveae TC161, 1789 nucleotides. Its product is annotated as homocysteine synthase CysD. Gene Ontology annotation, biological process: transsulfuration. NCBI's taxonomy places the organism in Eukaryota, Fungi, Ascomycota, Xylonomycetes, Xylonales, Xylonaceae. Gene Ontology annotation, molecular function: transferase activity, transferring alkyl or aryl (other than methyl) groups; pyridoxal phosphate binding. The coding region runs from base 261 to 1628 and encodes 455 amino acids. The record is from RefSeq and is a predicted model, not a curated record. The transcript is spliced from 7 exons.